Messenger RNA from Clarias gariepinus (North African catfish), 2008 nucleotides. It is a transcript of the gene gnl3l, whose product is annotated as guanine nucleotide binding protein-like 3 (nucleolar)-like. Gene Ontology annotation, molecular function: GTP binding. The transcript is spliced from 15 exons. NCBI's taxonomy places the organism in Eukaryota, Metazoa, Chordata, Actinopteri, Siluriformes, Clariidae. The coding region runs from base 34 to 1707 and encodes 557 amino acids. The record is from RefSeq and is a predicted model, not a curated record. Gene Ontology annotation, cellular component: nucleolus.
AUUUGCUGCGGCAUUUUAAGCACGUGUAAAACCAUGCCUAACGCUAGACAAAAGCGAGCAAAAAGACUGGGGUUCAGUGGUAAAAAGCCCAAAGUCUUUGAACAUCACCCAAAAGGAAGAAAAAAAGAUCCAGGGUUGCCCAAUAUUUGCGACUUUAAAGAACACAGUCAGAAACAAGCUGAACUUCGACAAAAGAGGCUAGAAGAGCAGCAACAGAGGCAGCAGCUGGCACGGAAUAAGGAACUCAUGAAGAGAAGGAGUCUUGAUGUCUUCCAGAAUGACAUCCAGGACAGACAGCGAGAGUUUGAACAAAGGGAAAUGAAGAAAACUUUGGAGAAACAUGCCAGUAUUGAAAAUGAGAAUUCAAAGAAGACAUAUUACAAAGAAUUUCAAAAAGUGAUUCAAGUUGCGGAUGUUAUUUUGGAGGUUUUGGAUGCUAGGGACCCGUUAGGCUGUCGCUGUCCUCAGGUUGAGCAAGCUGUUGCCCAGAGUGGAACCAAUAAGAAAAUUAUUUUAGUUCUUAAUAAAAUCGACCUGGUGCCCAAAGACAUUGUGGAAAAGUGGAUUAAGUAUCUUCGCAAUGAGUUCCCCACAGUGGCCUUCAAAGCUUCCACCCAGCAGCAGAACAAAAACUUGAAAUGUAGCAAAGUUCCUGUGAACCAGGCUACUCAGGGGCUCCUGGGCAGCAGGGCAUGUGUGGGGUCUGACUGUCUCUUGAAGCUGCUCGGCAAUUAUUGCCGCAUCCAAGACAUUAAGACCACCAUAACAGUAGGAGUAGUUGGGUUUCCUAAUGUUGGAAAAAGCAGUUUGAUUAACAGUUUAAAGAGGACUCGAGCUUGCACUGUAGGAGCUACCCCUGGUGUAACAAAGUGCCUACAAGAGGUGCAUAUAGACAAACACAUUAAGAUUUUGGAUUGUCCUGGUAUUGUCAUGACAUCAUCCAGCGAUGCUGCUAUGAUUCUUCGAAACUGUGUAAAAAUCGAACAGUUAGUCAACCCAGUCCCGGCCGUUGAAACAAUUUUACAACGCUGCAAUAAAAAACAGAUCAUGGAGCACUACGGCGUUUCAGACUUUCACACAACGUCUGAAUUUUUGGCAUUGCUUGCCCAUCGUCAGGGCAAGCUGAGAAAAGGUGGGCUACCUGACACUCCCCUAGCUGCCAAGGGUGUUCUCAUGGAUUGGACAGGAGGACGUAUCAACUACUACACACAUCCUCCAGAAACACAUGUACUACCAACACAUGUCAGUGCACAGAUUUUAACUGAGAUGAACAUAGAGUUUGACUGGGAUGAACUGGAGAAAGGCAACCAGGAGGCCUUAACUGAAUGUAACCCCGGAAAUGAGAUGGCAUUUUGCAUGGACACAUUAGGAAUGACGGGAGUUGGCCAGGAAGAGCCAGCAAAAAUAGAAUUCCUUGAUGUUGAUUCCCAACAAUCGUCUGAACUUAUGGAUGCAGAUGAUGAUCCAGAGUUUGGGCCCAUGACUGUAGAUAUCAAAGCAGGAAAAACUAAAUCUGGUGCAGUGGCUGUUCCAGCUCAAAAGCCUAUGGACUUCGAUAUUGCAGCUGUUGACCCACUUCAGCAAGGCCAGGCACUUUUGGCCGCUAACAAGAAAAGAAAGAAGCAGCAAAAAAGAGCAGACAAACUUGCCACGAAACUCUCAGAUUCUCUAACAUCAGCCAUGAAUUUUGCCUUUCUGGAUAACUGAAACUGAACAGGGAUGCCCCUGUAGCCAACUUGUACAGUUUUUUUUUGGUUAAUUAGUAUGCCCCAGACGUCAUUACAAUUACUUAAACCAGAAAAGAAACAUCUUCAAACAGACAGUUCCAAAAUCAUACUAGCUCACAGAUAUAUGAAUGCAUGGACAGGGCUAGGAACAUUUGGGAGGGAAUCCCUUUGGCAAAACAAAUACAUUGUAGAGUGAAAAAAAUGGUUUGAGGAUGUAUAUUUAAUUAAUGUACCUGAGUCUAAAUACUAAUAAACAUCAUUGCUAAUUCCUUGCUGUAUUG